Molecule: messenger RNA, 801 nt
Organism: Acanthosepion pharaonis
Lineage: Eukaryota; Metazoa; Mollusca; Cephalopoda; Sepiida; Sepiidae
Source: the annotation of a GenBank genome assembly
AUGUCUCACAUUACAAGACUGGAUAUCUUAAUAUCUAUUGAGGGUAUAAAAACCCAUUUCAUAUUUCCUGAAAACAAAUAUUACCACGUUUCUAUACAGAAAUUGUCGAUAACCUAUCUGAAAUUCGGUUGUUCUGUUUAUCUAUCUAUCUAUCUAUCUAUCUAUCUAUCUAUCUAUCUAUCUAUCUAUCUAUCUAUACAUAGACAUCUCCCACUGUGUUCGUUUACUAUUGAUGUAUCUAUCUAUGCAUCUAUAAAUAGAUAUCUCUUAUUCUGUUCAUUAUCUAUCUAUCUAUUUGUUGCACCGGCCUCUAACACAAGGGAAUUACACCGACAUCUCCCAUUCUGGUCGUUUUCUAUUCAUGUAUCUAUCUAUGCAUCUAUAAAUAGAUAUCUCUCAUUCUGUACAUUAUCUAUCUAUCUAUCUAUCUAUCUAUCUAAUCAUAGACAUCUCCCAUUCUGGUCGUUUUCUAUUCAUGUAUCUAUCUAUGCAUCUAUAAAUAGAUAUCUCUCAUUCUGUACAUUAUCUAUCUAUCUAUCUAUCUAUUCUAUUCAUGUCACACAAUAUCUGAACACUACACUGCAUGACAGAUCGGACGGAAUUUCUGGGCAGACUGAUCGCGUGUUCUUGCGAUGGCCGACUAGGCAUCCAAACCACAUGCCAUGUGACUUCUUCCUCUGCCGUUAUGUGAAAGGCCUCUUGAACAUGCCCAUUCCACUUACAAGAGACGUGGAUGAUCUGAAUAUACGAAUAACGGAAGCGUUGACAACCAUCAACAAUGCGAUGCUUUGUCGAGUCUAG